UCUUUUUCCGACAAAUAUUUCAAACAUUUUUCACAUAGUGGAAUGCUCUUGGGUGGUAAGAAUAGCCACAAUGACUGGGAUGACUCGGGAUGUCUUUUGUCCUGCAGCAUUUUUUAGAGUAGACUGACCACAGAGGUAAGAGGAACAAGGGUACAAGCUGCUCCUGUGACGUCUGACUUGGAGUCUCAAAGCAAAUUUUUAAAUUUUUUUUUUUUAAACUUAUUUUUAUUUUUUUUAUUAACAAUUCUUUAUGUAGAAUAAAUUGAAAUAUUUGAAUUCGGGAUUCAUUGCUAGAAGGUGGGAGCCUGACAGGCGAUGGAGUAUUUCGACUCAAUGGGAUAUUUGAUCAUCACCUUCAACUACAAUGUUACUGUGGUCGGAAAAAUUUGGUUGACAUUGAUGAUCCUUUUAAGAAUGGUGAUGGUUGUUCUUGCUGGAUACCCGCUCUACCAAGAUGAACAGGAACGAUUCAUCUGCAACACUUUACAGCCAGGCUGUUCCAAUGUGUGCUAUGAUAUCUUCUCUCCCAUGUCCCACAUGAGAUUUUGGCUUGUUCAGACUGUCAUGGUGUUCUUGCCAUAUGCUUUGUUCAGCGUCCAUGUCUUCCACAAGGUUAUGACAUACAUGGCAACUUCGAGUGACAAUUGUCGAAAAAGUAACUCCUCCACCUACCAUGGGGUGGGUUUACAAAUGGAAAUACUUGACUUCUCGAGAGCCUAUCUUGUCCAUGUGGUGUUGAAGAUUCUAUUGGAACUUGGCUUUGGGGUUGGUCAAUACUUUCUUUUUGGGAUCUUAGUUCCAAGUAGAUUUAGCUGUUCUCAGGCCCCAUGCACCAGUAAUGUAGAUUGCUAUAUCUCAAGACCUACAGAGAAGACCCUGAUGAUGAUUCUCAUAUGGUGCACUGGAGUGGUUUCUUUGAUUUUGAGUUUGGUGGACCUGGUUUGCGUGCUUCAUAGAAGAAGCCAUUCUGAGAGGAUUAAGAAACAGCUACUACUUCUCGAAAAUGAUUCUCUUAAAGGGGGUUGCUGUUCAGAAACUCCCCCACACACAAAGCUAGGUGUGACUCCGGACCAGAUGGUCAUCUACCCCAUCUGCCCUUCACACAAUCCUGAGAAAGGUGAUGAGCAAAUCAAGGGGGACUCUCAUUCUCUUCCUUCGUUUGAAGGGGAAACUGCUUCAUUUCAGACUGAGAGCUCACGACAAGACAUGGGGAAGUCUAACAUCAACACAAACAGCAAUAAAACCUGCUCAUGGCAAGUGAACGCCAUGUCAACCGGAAAUAAUACAUUUGGAAACGAACAUCAUCUACUUACCCACAGGCAAGCAAAGGCUAAGAAAGAAAAUUGCAGUAAUCCCAGUCUGGCAGAUGCGUCACAGCUCGAAAAAAACACUGGAUCGAAAAACAAAAAAUCUGAGUGGGUCUAAUAUGUUUAUAUGUGUAAUGAGAAACAUGUUAUAUUUUCUCCUUUGAUCUAUAGCUUCAUCUUAUUUGACAUAUGCUAUUGGUUAAUAGAUACAUGUAAGAGUUGAAAUGCAAAAGAUUGUUGCAUGAUUUUAAAUCAUCUGUCUAUCUUUUUUUUAGCUUUGUUUUUGCGCAUUUUGGUAUGUGUGUCUGCUCUAAUGCCAGAGCCCAUUGCAGAUGAAGA
Messenger RNA from Hyla sarda, 1646 nucleotides. RefSeq names its product gap junction protein delta 4 (gene GJD4). Lineage: Eukaryota; Metazoa; Chordata; Amphibia; Anura; Hylidae. Gene Ontology annotation, cellular component: connexin complex. Bases 316 to 1425 code for a protein of 369 amino acids. The record is from RefSeq and is a predicted model, not a curated record. The transcript has 2 exons. Gene Ontology annotation, biological process: cell communication.